GUGUGAAGAUAUGUAGAAGUGAUUCUACAAGGUUGUAUGUUACAUGUGUUGCAACCGACUGUCUAUGGAAGGUGCAUCUAAUAAAGAAGAAGAAUGAAGAAACUUGGUUCAUCAAGGAAUUCUUUGUGAACAUUCUUGUCCAUCUAAUUUUCAGGUCAGAAAU
This is a messenger RNA of Striga hermonthica, 163 nucleotides long. Lineage: Eukaryota; Viridiplantae; Streptophyta; Magnoliopsida; Lamiales; Orobanchaceae. The record is from the annotation of a GenBank genome assembly.